AUGAAACUAUCAAUAUUUGUAGUGAAAGAGUUUGAAAUUGUAAUUGAUAUCCUGUAUGUUCGGGACGCCGGCGGAUCCAUGGUCAUCCACACUUUCGGAGCAUAUUACGGUCUGACAAUAUCGUGGAUUCUUUAUCGACCGAAACUAAGCAAGAGUCUGAACGGAUCGGUCUACCACUCUGAUGUCUUUGCUAUGAUUGGCACCCUCUUCCUCUGGAUGUUCUGGCCCAGUUUCAACUCUGCCAUCGCAGAUCAUGGAGACGGACAACAUCGGGCCGCCAUAAACACCUACCUUGCUCUGGCUGCUUCAGUCCUUACUGCAUUUGCCAUAUCAAGCCUUUCAGCCAGAAAGGGAAAACUGGACAUGGUGCAUAUACAGAAUGCAACUCUGGCUGGGGGAGUCGCCAUGGGAACAGCGGCCGAAUUUAUGAUCUCACCGUACGGUUCUCUCAUCGUGGGCUUCAUCUGCGGGAUAAUCUCCACAUUUGGCUACCUGGUGAUCACUCCCUUCAUGGAGAAGUACCUGAAGAUUCAAGACACAUGUGGCAUCCAUAACCUGCACGCCAUGCCCGGCGUCCUGGGAGGAGUUGUGGGUGCCAUCACAGCGGCUACUGCCAGUGAGAGCGUCUACGGACAUGAAGGGUUGGUAAACACCUUCGAUUUUAAAGAGAAAUACGCUGAGAGGACUCCUGCCACGCAAGGAGGCUUCCAGGCCGCCGGUCUUUGUGUUGCUCUUGCUUUUGGAAUCGUAGGUGGAGCGAUAGUAGGUUUUAUUCUGAGACUGCCGUGCUGCUGGGGAGACCCGUCCGAUGAAAACUGCUUUGAUGAUGAGGUGUACUGGGAGGUGCCUGAGGACGAGGAGAGCAUCCUUCCCAUUCUAGAGUACAACAGCCACAUGGUCGGCAAAAAUACAGACAUGAUGUCAGAGUCUAACUUCACUGUUGAACAGAGCUAA
Messenger RNA from Sinocyclocheilus rhinocerous, 954 nucleotides. RefSeq names its product ammonium transporter Rh type C-like. The record is from RefSeq and is a predicted model, not a curated record. Gene Ontology annotation, molecular function: ammonium channel activity. The transcript is spliced from 10 exons. NCBI's taxonomy places the organism in Eukaryota, Metazoa, Chordata, Actinopteri, Cypriniformes, Cyprinidae. Gene Ontology annotation, cellular component: plasma membrane. Gene Ontology annotation, biological process: ammonium transmembrane transport; ammonium homeostasis. The coding region runs from base 1 to 954 and encodes 317 amino acids.